AUGUCGUUCCACCCGUCGUCAUACCAAACGUCGACGUAUACCACCUCUUCUACUGCACCGUUUCAUUCCUCAAGCUCUACAGCUUUCAUACCAAACAACACGAUCACGGUAAGUGUUAAUGUAGAUGUCCAUAAACUCAAAGCCAUGUUUGACUCUCAGGUGGGACAACUUACUCCGCAGAUUACCUACCAAAGUGGUACAUUAGUCACGGCUGCGAAUGGGAAGGCGGUGAACAUGAAUGUAAAGACAUCUCCCAUUUCUCCCGAUAAAGCUGAGAAGGAGCGCUUGAAAAAGGCUCGCCAGGCUGAAGCCGCUAGGAUGAGAUACCACCGUUUGACGCCUGCUGAGAAGCGAGAGCUGAAUUUGAAGAGGACUUUGGCGCAGAAAAGAAAAAGGCAAAGAGAAAAAGAGCUUGAAGAGUUGGAGUCGAUCCUACGAGAAACUAAUGAUAUUCAGGUCAUCGGCACUAAAUUCUGUAGCCGUAUAGCGCAUCGCAUAGUUUCUUUCAGAUACGCUAGAAUGACUCCGGAGGAACGACGCGCCCACAACAAUCGCCGCCGAAUGCGUCAGAUGCAGAAUGCCAGAGCUAUACGCCACUGUGGCGCUGCGGGUGGUACUGGUGAUCCUAUCAAAGACGAGGAGGCCGUCAGAGCACAUAUCAAAGCACAAAAUGCGAAAAAAGCUGAGGCGGCAAGGCAAAGGUACCAUCGUAUGUCUGAAGAGGAGAAACGCAUCUACAAUCAGCGACGUACAGAAGCUUUCCGGCGGCGUAGAAUGGAGGAAGAAAUGUUAUUAGCUAUGCCGAUUGGUAGAAUCAAUGGAGAAGCGCUAGACAGGGCUCAACAGAUUGUUGUACGCAAUGCAAAACGAGCUGAGGCAGCUCGACUGCGAUAUCAACGAAUGACUCCAGAUCAAAGAAAGUCUUAUAAUCAGGAGAGGUAUAUAUCGAACCCUUUGCAGUCCUACAAUCAAAAACGGUAUACUCCAAAACGGAGGCGUAUGGAGGGUAUGGAUUCGAUGCUAUCGUCCAGCGGCGGAUCUUUGGCUGGAUCAUGUAAAAAGGUAGAAGAGGACGCGCUAACUGUAAUCGAGCGAGAUGUUCUGAAGAAGACUCAACAAGCUCAACAGGUAGGGCAAAGAGUUUUUUUUGGGAGUAAUUCCAAGUUAUCGACUUUUAAAGCAUAG
Haemonchus placei is the source of this 1185-nucleotide messenger RNA. Lineage: Eukaryota; Metazoa; Nematoda; Chromadorea; Rhabditida; Trichostrongylidae. The record is from the annotation of a GenBank genome assembly.